Molecule: messenger RNA, 3146 nt
Organism: Diospyros lotus (date-plum)
Lineage: Eukaryota; Viridiplantae; Streptophyta; Magnoliopsida; Ericales; Ebenaceae
Product: LOB domain-containing protein 16-like
Exons: 2
Coding region: 2353-2982 (209 amino acids)
Biological process (GO): positive regulation of DNA-templated transcription; hormone-mediated signaling pathway
Cellular component (GO): nucleus
Source: RefSeq, a predicted model, not a curated record
CAUCUAAAUCUUGUUAUGUUAUUUUGUUUGGAAUAACCAAUAAGGUCAACUUGCUUACACAUCCAAACUUUAAACUAAAUUCUGCUUGUGCUUUUGUCAAUUGGCAUUCAGAAGUUUUAUGAUUUGUCGCAAGUUACACAAAGUGGACUUUCUUCGUCUUCUAGAACUUUCUUGCAUUUUAGUUGGAGAGAACUUUCUUUUGAUUUCAUCCUCCUCCAUGUUCUUGCCCCCCGGACUCUUACAUGGAUGCAUUGCCUCGUUUAUCAUAUUAUUUCUGAACCUCUUCCUGCGGGCGAGAGAGAGAGAGAGAGGUUUCCAUGGAGUUUAGUGAAAGAGAAUCUGGUAAACAGUAAUACCCACGAUCUUUCAUACAGGGAAAACCUACAAUUUUGUAACACUACCGGUUGCCUUUUCACUGUUAUUCUUUUUAUUCGACCACGUUGUGAUUAGGAUGAGGAUGUCAAAUAUGAAUGAUCUGGACGUUGAUAUAUUUAUAUUUCCAUGAUUUUUCAUAUUUUCAAGAUCAUCAGAUAUCUCCAUGUUGCUUGACUCAUGAAACAUAUAUGAUAUUUGGUAUGCCAUAUUCUCUUUCUUCUUCUUUUUACCUUUCUAUUGUAUUUUAUUUUUCCAUAUUAAUGAUUUGAUUGUAUUUUAUUUGAUGAGCAAUAUUAAUGAUUGUUGUUGUUUUUUUCUCCAAACAGUUCAUUUAUUUAUAUUUAGUUUUUUUUUUUUUUGGUAUGUUUGGCAUACAAUACUCUCUCUUCUCCUUUGAGGUGUAAUCUUGGUAUGAAGUCUUAGUCCAAUGGUGUGUCCACGAUAGUUAAUGGGAAUUGGGAUAAUCAUUGAGGGCAUAGUUGGAAUCCGGUCAGGUCAGGUUGGGUUUUUUUCAACUGUUAAGCUCGUAUGACUUUUAUGCGUGUAUCUUCCUGCCUUUAUCUUUCCUUUGUACAUAUGAAAUGAAGAUUGGUUUUUAUGUCAUGAAGUGGGCAAAUGCUUAGAUAGCAUUGAUCAUGGGUCGUGCAAGCAAAGAAAGGGUUAAGACUAGUGGGUUUUGGAAAAGUCCUUUCCGUGCCCGAGUCACAACUAGGAACAACUAUCAAGAAGGAAAAAAAGAGAACAAGUUAUUUGUGGUGCUUAGGUUUAUCACCCUGAUUAUUUGAGCACAUCCCUUGAUUUACCUCUUUAGUAUAACUCUAGGGGCGGGGUAGCUGAAGACGCAAGUAAUGGGACGUAAUCUAAAAAAAAAAAAAAAAGAACAACUAGUUAAGUUAAAAGAGAGGAUGUACCAUGGCUUGUCCCUUUUCGUCAUAGGCCAGUAAGUUUUUAGACGCGAGCAUCUUUGUUCAUUUUUUACACUGAUUUGUCCUAGUAAGUUGUAUUGAGUUGGAACUUGGGCAGAGGACAAACAGGGUAGAGGACAGUUCAGUUAGCAUCGUACUAGCCAGCCAACUCCUUUUGUGUUCAUCCUUGAUGUAGGGAUCUCCCGAAAGAGUGAGAUGGGCACUUUUUAAAUGAGGUAGUAUUAGGCUACUAUUUGCAAGUCAAGCGACAUGACAUUUGCAGAGUCAAUUAAUAAUGAGGAGUUAUACAGUGACUGACAUGUUUCAUUUUUUAAGUUAAUCGAGUGCUUUGAAGCCUACAAUAUCUUUUCUUUGAUAAAAGAUUUAUCUAAUUACACCAUAUACAUAACUUUUCUGUUUCAUUGGAGGUUUUCCUUUUGAAAGACUGUAUGUUAGAUUAAUUAGGUACGUCACUUUAAUUUUAACUAAUAUUAAAAUAUAGUAAGAACAAUUAUUUACGGUCAAUCUGAGGAGGAAGCCAAAGCGGUUGUCCUAAUGAUUACCACCAUUGUUAAACUCAGCUACUUUUCUAGAACUUUCUUAGAUCUUUGGAUCAAAAUAUAAGAAUAGUUCAUUGCUUUCUGCGCUUCAGUAGAAAAUAAAACAGAAACGGGCGCUUUUGUCAUUCCGUUUGACUCCAUCACUUUGCAGAGCAAAAUAUCUGGCAAAGCAACAAAAUAGCAGAGGCUGGCGCGCGGCAGCAAGUUCCCAGGCGCGGCAGCGUUCGGCGGAGAAAUAUUAUUCAAAUCACUCAUUCUAUCCCAUACGAGUCUCCGACCGACAACAAUUUCACCAUUUUUUAACAAGUUAUUCAAUGAUUUCUCCACUCCAAUUAGCAGGAAUUCCAUAAACAAAUGUCCCCAUUCAACCCUACAGUCGGACCACCUUUGCCCGCUCUUUUAAGCCCCUUAAAGCUUCCCCACCCCACCUGAACUGAAUCCUUCUGCUCUGCACCAUUUCCUAGUUUCCCCGUGCGCCUAAUUUAUAUUGUUGUUUUCUCUCUGUUUCUCCGAUGGCAAGUGGAAGUGGCUCGCCUUGCGGUGCCUGCAAGUUCCUGCGCCGGAAAUGCGCGCCAGACUGCGUUUUCGCUCCCUACUUCCGGCCGGACCAGGGCGGCGCGGGGCGGUUCGCCGCCGUUCAUAAGGUGUUCGGCGCCAGCAACGCCUCCAAGCUGUUGCUCCAUGUGCCAGCGGCCGAUCGCUGGGAGGCGAUGUUGACUAUCGCCUACGAAGCUCAGGCCAGAGUCAGCGAUCCUGUCUAUGGCUGCGUCGCCCACAUCUUCGCCUUGCAACAGCAGGUGGCAUGGUUGCAAGCCCAACUGACACAAAUGAAGGCCCAGCUGGCGCAAAACUUGAUUGACGCCUCAAUUAGUGCAAAAGACCAGUGGCCGGAAAACAUGGUGGCGGCGCCAUAUUUUCCGGCGAGUUCAAGCUACAUGGGGUCAGUGUCAUCUCAGGGCUCACAGGAGUCUAUGGAUCAGAGCAUUGGCGAAAUGGGUAUCCAUCAAGAGUUUGAAAGCAGAGAUGAAUACUUUUUGCCAUCAUUUUACAGCAGCAAGAAGGGAGCUUCACAAAGCGAUCAUCAUCAUCAGCUGGAGCUGGGUGAGCUUCACGCAUUGGCCCUGAGCAUGAUGAGAAACUGAAUCAUCACAAACGCUGCUAAUUGAAACCAGAUGUCGUAAUUAACAAUGAUAAUUAAGACUAUAAUAUAAUAAUAUAUAUAUAUAUAUUGUAAUAUGGCUUAAUAAUGUGUAUACAAUAGGGAAACUUGGUAUAAGUAAUAUAUUAUAUCAUGAGCCUACAGCUA